UAUAAAUACGAAAAAAUGAGGGAUUCGGGAGAGCUACAGCAAGCGUGCUUGGAAAUGGAGGCCGCACAAGAAGCACUGAAGAGGGAGGCUUUCCGGCAGGCGGUUGUUAACACUCUCGAGCGUCGUCUGUUUUACAUUCCUUCCUUUAAGAUCUACCGUGGUGUUGCCGGCCUUUACGAUUAUGGGCCGCCUGGUUGCGCCGUCAAGGCGAAUGUCCUGGCUUUCUGGCGUCAGCAUUUUGUACGUGAAGAAAACAUGUUAGAAGUUGAUUGCCCAUGUGUUACACCAGAGGUUGUGCUGAAGGCAUCUGGACAUGUAGAGAAGUUUACUGAUCUAAUGGUGAAAGAUGAAAAAACUGGAACUUGUUACAGAGCUGAUCAUUUGCUCAAGGAUUAUUGCAAAGACAAGCUCGAGAAAGAUCCUAAGCUUAGUGCGGACAAGGCAGCAGAACUGAAGCACGUUAUGGCUGUGCUGGAUGAUCUCUCUGCUGCAGAACUUGGUGCAAAAAUUAAAGAAUACAACAUCACUGCUCCUGAUACAAAGAAUUCUCUGUCUGAACCCUAUCCUUUCAAUCUAAUGUUUCAGACAUCAAUUGGACCAUCUGGAUUGAGCGCUGGAUACAUGCGCCCUGAGACUGCUCAAGGUAUUUUUGUGAACUUUAAGGACUUGUACUACUACAACGGAAACAAACUUCCUUUUGCAGCGGCACAAAUUGGUCAAGCUUUUCGAAAUGAGAUUUCUCCACGACAAGGUCUCUUAAGAGUCCGUGAAUUUACGCUUGCCGAGAUUGAGCAUUUUGUGGAUCCUGUGGACAAGUCCCAUCCCAAGUUUUCAGAAGUUUCACAGUUGGAGUUUUUCAUGUUCCCAAGAGAAGAUCAGGUGUCAGGAAAACAAGCUAGGAAAUUGACUAUUGGAGAAGCAGUUACUCAGGGAAUUGUCAAUAAUGAAACACUGGGCUAUUUCAUAGGAAGAGUAUACUUGUUUCUAACACAACUUGGAGUUGAGAAAGACCGCCUGCGAUUUCGCCAGCAUUUAGCAAAUGAGAUGGCACACUAUGCUGCAGAUUGCUGGGAUGCUGAAAUCGAAUGCUCUUAUGGAUGGAUUGAGUGUGUUGGUAUUGCUGAUAGAUCAGCAUAUGACUUGCGAGCCCACACGGACAAAAGCGGUGUACCACUGGUGGCACAUGAAAAAUAUGCAGAACCUAAAGAAGUGGAGAAACUUGUCAUAGCUCCUGUCAAAAAGGAACUUGGUCUUGCUUUCAAGGGUAACCAAAAGAUGAUCGUUGAAGCAUUGGAGGCAAUGGGAGAAGAGGAAGCAAUGGAGAUGAAAUCAACUUUAGAAGCUAAAGGCGAGGCCGAGUUUAAAGUUUGUACGCUCGACAAAGUUGUGACUAUAAAGAAAAACAUGGUUUCGAUUUCCAAAGAGAAGAAAAAGGAACACCAAAGGGUUUUUACACCAUCAGUGAUCGAGCCAUCCUUCGGCAUAGGAAGGAUCAUAUACUGUCUCUAUGAGCAUUCAUUCUACACAAGAAGCAGCAAAGACGGUGAUGAGCAAAUGAACGUCUUCCGGUUCCCUCCCCUCAUAGCUCCAAUCAAAUGUACCGUAUUUCCUCUCGUUCAGAAUCAACAAUACGAGGAAGUUGCUCGAAAAAUUGCCAAGUCAUUAACUGCUGCUGGUAUUUCAAACAAAAUUGACAUAACAGGAACUUCCAUAGGAAAGAGAUACGCGAGAACAGAUGAACUCGGAGUCCCCUUUGCCAUAACAGUUGAUUCGACAACCUCAGUUACUGUCCGAGAAAGAGACAGCAAGCAGCAGAUUCGCGUACCUGUCAACGAGGUAGCCUCUAUGGUUAAAGAUGUAACCGACGGUGCGAGCACAUGGGCUGAUAUACAGUGGCAGUACCCGGCUCAUUCUUCUUGAUUUUCUUCUGACUUAUCCUCACAUGUCGUCACAAGUCCUAUUUAGUUUUAAACAAGACACCACACAAAACUUGUCAUCAAGAAAAAACUCCCAUGUUUGUCUCUCUGUUCUGUUGAUUCACAGACAAACUUUUUUUGUGGCUCGUUAAUGCCAAUGAUCUGAAUUUGGUCGGUCGGGCGUA
This is a messenger RNA of Andrographis paniculata, 2101 nucleotides long. Its product is annotated as glycine--tRNA ligase, mitochondrial 1-like. The transcript is spliced from 9 exons. Lineage: Eukaryota; Viridiplantae; Streptophyta; Magnoliopsida; Lamiales; Acanthaceae. Gene Ontology annotation, molecular function: ATP binding; glycine-tRNA ligase activity. The coding region runs from base 16 to 1920 and encodes 634 amino acids. Gene Ontology annotation, biological process: mitochondrial glycyl-tRNA aminoacylation. The record is from RefSeq and is a predicted model, not a curated record. Gene Ontology annotation, cellular component: cytoplasm; mitochondrion.